This is a messenger RNA of Solanum pennellii, 489 nucleotides long. Its product is annotated as 40S ribosomal protein S29. Gene Ontology annotation, cellular component: ribosome; cytosolic small ribosomal subunit. Gene Ontology annotation, biological process: translation. The transcript is spliced from 3 exons. NCBI's taxonomy places the organism in Eukaryota, Viridiplantae, Streptophyta, Magnoliopsida, Solanales, Solanaceae. Bases 95 to 265 code for a protein of 56 amino acids. The record is from RefSeq and is a predicted model, not a curated record. Gene Ontology annotation, molecular function: structural constituent of ribosome; zinc ion binding.
CGUCCCAAAAUCAUCCCUCAUUGUGAACAAAGUGAGUUCUGCAAAAGUAGGGUUUUCUUGCAAACACAUCGCGCAGCCUCGCUUUUCUGUGAAGAUGGGUCACUCUAACAUCUGGAACGCUCACCCAAAGAACUACGGCCCUGGCUCUCGCACAUGCCGUGUGUGUGGUAAUCCUCAUGCAAUUAUUAGAAAGUAUGGACUCAUGUGCUGCAGACAGUGCUUCCGCAGCAAUGCCAAGGAAAUUGGCUUCAUCAAGUACCGUUAAAAAUCUUGAAUAUGAGUUUCUACGAGGACCUCUACAUGUGGUGCUGGUAGACAUAUGGCAUUAGAGCUUUUUGAUUUGCGUCUCCCUUCAGUUAAAUGAUGUAAUGGGAUAAUUUUGAUUUAUGUUUUAACUUUUGGAAGUAACUGCUAUGUGGACCUAAGAAAACUAGUUUUUUAAAUUUUAUAUUUUGUUCUAUACAUUCCUAAUUUUUAGAUUUUCUUUUA